GGAUCGCUGUAAACAGAGAGACGCCUCUGAGCGCGUCCACUAGACGCAUGUCGCGCGGCGGAGCGAGCACACACCUGAGGAAUAGCGGUGAGAUGGCUGAUCAUUUGAUACAGAUCGAUGACGCUUCUGCCGGAGUCAAUCGAUUCGCGCGGAAGGGAGCUCUGCGACAGAAGAACGUGCACGAGGUGAAAAACCACAAAUUUAUCGCGCGCUUCUUCAAGCAGCCCACAUUCUGCAGCCACUGCACGGACUUCAUCUGGGGAUUUGGAAAACAAGGCUUCCAGUGCCAAGUGUGCUGCUUUGUGGUCCACAAAAGGUGCCAUGAGUUUGUGUCCUUCUCCUGUCCAGGAGCCGACAAAGGCCCAGACACAGAUGACCCCAGAAGCAAGCACAAGUUUAAGAUCCACAGCUACGGGAGUCCCACCUUCUGUGAUCACUGUGGGUCACUGCUGUACGGUCUCAUACACCAGGGGAUGAAAUGUGACACCUGUGAUAUGAACGUUCAUAAGCAGUGUGUGAUGAAUGUGCCAAGCCUGUGCGGUACAGACCACACUGAACGCAGAGGACGACUCUUUCUUACCAUUGAGGUCAGCGGAGACCGACUCCAUGUCACAGUGGGUGAAGCCAGAAACCUUAUUCCCAUGGACCCCAACGGGCUUUCAGACCCAUAUGUGAAACUCAAGCUAAUCCCAGAUCCCAAGAAUGAGACCAAACAGAAGACCCGAACCAUCCGCUCCUCACUCAACCCCACCUGGAACGAAUCCUUUAUCUUUAAGUUAAAGGCCUCGGAUAAGGAGCGGCGUCUGUCUGUGGAGGUGUGGGAUUGGGACAGAACCACCCGGAAUGAUUUUAUGGGCUGUAUGUCUUUUGGUGUUUCCGAGCUCAUCAAAGCUCCUGUUUGCGGCUGGUAUAAGAUGUUAAACCAGGAGGAAGGCGAGUAUUAUAAUGUGCCUAUUCCAGAAGAGGACGACAUUAACAUGGAGAUGAGGCAGAAGUUUGAGGCCUAUCAGUUCAAUAUCCACUUCCUGAAGAAAGCAAGGCUCGGCCCAGGUAAGAAGGUCAUCAGUCCAUCAGAUCACCGGCGCUUCAGUCUGCCAUCUGGAAAUGUGGACAAAGUCCGACUCAAUGAUUUCCAUUUCCUGGCUGUUCUCGGCAAAGGCAGUUUUGGGAAGGUGAUGUUGGCUGAGAUGAAGUCGACUGAGGAGCUUUACGCCAUUAAAAUUCUGAAGAAGGAUGUGGUGAUCCAGGAUGAUGACGUGGAGUGCACAAUGGUGGAGAAGAGAGUGUUGGCCCAGAGAGAGAAGCCUCCGUUCCUCACCCAACUACACUCCUGCUUUCAGACUGUAGAUCGUCUAUACUUUGUAAUGGAAUAUAUUAACGGCGGAGACCUGAUGUACCACAUCCAACAAGUGGGCAAGUUUAAGGAGCCGCAAGCAGUGUUUUACGCAGCAGAGAUUGCUGUGGGACUCUUCUUUCUUCACAGGAAGGGAGUUAUCUACAGAGAUCUGAAGUUGGAUAACGUGAUGCUGGACUCUGAGGGCCACAUUAAGAUCGCAGACUUUGGCAUGUGUAAGGAGAACGUGUAUGAUGGCGUGAUGACGCGCACGUUCUGUGGAACGCCAGAUUACAUCGCCCCAGAGAUUAUUGCCUAUCAGCCGUACGGGAAAUCAGUGGACUGGUGGGCGUACGGCGUUCUCCUCUAUGAGAUGCUGGCUGGGCAGCCUCCAUUUGAUGGAGAGGAUGAAGAUGAGCUCUUUCAGUCCAUAAUGGAGCACAAUGUGUCCUACCCUAAAUCUCUGUCUAAAGAGGCGGUGUCCAUCUGUAAAGGGCUGAUGACGAAGCACCCAUCUAAACGUUUGGGCUGUGGUGCGGAGGGCGAGAGGGAUAUAAAGGAGCAAGCUUUCUUCCGGAGGAUUGACUGGGAGCGUCUGGCCAACAGAGAGAUUCAGCCUCCAUUUAAACCUAAAGUGUGCGGCAAAGCGGCGGAGAACUUCGACAAAUUCUUCACCCGCACACAACCCAUGUUGACUCCUCCGGACCAGCUGGUCAUCGCCAACAUUGAUCAGAGUGAAUUUGCUGGAUUCUCUUUCAUAAACCCGGAGUUCAUCCAUCCAGCGACGCUUCACAGUGUGGUAUGAGACGAUCCGACCGGAUCAAACUACCAAUCCUAUCCACGCUAUUGAGGAACUCGACAAAUCUAGUUAAAUACCCUUUAUCUGAACAUAUCUGAACGGAAGUGAGCUGGAGGGAUGGCCCACUGGAAAUACAGUAUAUCACAAAAGCACGCGUCCACACAUUAAGGGGGGAUACGUUAUGUAGAUGAUGCGAGUUUUGUUUCAAAGCCUACUAAGCAGCCUACUUAAACAAAACUUUCAGGCAUCAUACAGUAUGAGCACCCAAAGCAAAGACUGUUGCAAAAGGAAAUGUCUUUACGCACGCCAAAGGCCAGUAUAUUAAACAAAGCCCACAGAUAUGCUGGAUGGUGGAAAAGGCGAGCGAUCUCUUUUUCAGACCUCAGAUUCUUUGUGUGUAAAGCAUGCUGACAACAACCCAAAAGGUUUUUCUCUCCUUUUCCUAUAUCUCCUCUUUACUGCCAUUUCUAAUGUUCCUGAAUGAUAUAAAUCUAUAUAUAUAUAUUUGUAAAUCUAUAAAGAUAUCUUGUUAUAGGAGUGCCAAAAUACAGAUGCAUCAAGAAGUUUUUAUAUCUAGCUCUAUAUAUGCAUAUUGAUUUCCUACUAGAUAUUUAUACCGUCCCUUAUCUUGACUGACACUGAGCCGUUAUUGCUUUCCGGGCGUGAAAGUUUCAGAUCCGGGCCCUGCGUGCUCCACUGCUUCCCACGUUUUUAACAUAGGCAAAACUUUCUCUUGCGUAUGAAUGGUGAUACCGAGCGAUUCCUCGUCUGUAAUGGACAGACCCACACAGAAUCUGAGCCCAAAGAUUACUGUACAGUAUACACAAACCUCUAUUGCAGUGGUUCUCAAACUGGGGGGCGUGGCCCAGUUUAGAUUUUAUAAAAUACAUCCAUUUAUCAUGAAUUCUGUCUAAUUACAGUUUUUUACAGACACUAGGACACAUUCCUCAAUACUUAGGUCACUUUUGCAAAACUCUUCACACCGUGAGCACAACAGAAGUCUAUGUGGGCUAAACUGAGGAUCAAUUAUCAUUGCUUUGGCACAAAAUGCAUUCAAUGACUACAUCUCUCAAAUUUCAUGAAUUCUGCCAAAACUCUUUGUACGUACAGGACAAUUUGCACAUGCUUACAUACUGUUUUCAAAACUGUUAAACAUGUGUUCAAAACAAUAACAUAAUACAAAACUGAGUAAGACAGCAAUUUGGUACAUUUCUAAUAUUUUAAUGAAAUAUAUUUGAAAUCUUAAAAAUAAAUGCUAUAAAAACAAUUGGCCAAAUGUAGAAGACAGAGUAGAUUAGCAUUACUAUUGUAUCUGUAUCAGUGGAUGAUGUGUAUACAAAUUCUUGUAUUUUGGAAUUACUUGGAGUGCAAAAUAUAAAAAUAAACUACAUAAAAUAUUGAAGAAUUCUGCAUCAUGUAAACAGAAAAAACAUUGUAUAAGGCUACAUGUUGUUAGUGUUUUUAGGUCAUUGUUUUGUGGGUGACAAAGUGUGUUUGUCGACUGUCAACCUUUGCUAGUGUUCUGGAAGUGAGUUGAUUUGAGACCUGAAUAAAGUGUUUUGGUAGUUGUAGAGCAUUUUGGAUGUAAAAUGAACUGCUUUGCCAAGCUGAAGUUGGUUAGGAGAACUGUGUGAAGAGUUUUGCCAAAAUGACCUAAGUAUUGACAAAUGUGUCCUAGCUUCUGUAAAAAACAACUGUAACCCUCAUAAGGCUACUUACCAACAGCACUACAUUGUGUAAUUUCAUAUAUUUUGUUUAAUUCAAGUUUUGGAACAUGUAUGGAUGCAUCGUACACGCAGGUGGGGGGGUCACGCCGAAAAGUUUGAGAACAACUGCUCUAUGGGACUGAGACAAACCUCCACACAGACAGCACUAUUAUGUCUUCAUUUAUUAAAUAUUUUGUCUACUCUACCAAAAUGUGUAACACUCUUUGUUUUAACAUGAAAACGUAUAUUUUGUUUAAAGACAGUGAAGAUGAAAUGUGUGUGGUGUAAGCACAUCUUCCCAAACUCUGUGCUUACAGUAGUGUUAAAAAGUCAUUCUCAUCAUUUUCAUGCGAAAUUGUUUAUUAAUCCUUUCAGUUACAUUAAUUCCUGAUAGUCCUAAGAAAUAAAGUUAAGAGAAUCACUAUGAGAAUAAUGGAAAUUAUACAUUUACAAAAGAUCUGAUAUCCCUGGAAAUAGUUGUAUGUGUUAUUGAAAAUGAAAGUCAGAGUAAACCUCUGCAUUAUUAUAAUUUAUUAUAACAUCAUAAACAUGUUUAAUUUUUUAUUUAAACAGUUUUUUUAAGAAAUGUGACAGGACAAAGAGGACAUGCUGUUUAUAUGACGAUGAUUUAUUGAGAUGUUUGAUGAAGGAUCAGAUAUGUAAUAGAGUAUAAGGCCCUGUCUGGUAGUAUGCAGCCAAGUGUUUAUGUGUUAAAUCCUCUCUCUGUUAAACUGUGGUUCUUAUCAGAAGAAGCUGUCCUGUAGUACAUCUGACAAGAUCUUACAUUUACAGAAACCUUCACGUAUAUAGAGCUAUGUUUAUUGUCAUACUUAAGGUACAGACUUUAAACCAAGUUUUUUUGUAAAUACAGAGAAUGCAUACAUUAUUCUGCAAAUUUUAUAUUAAGAAAUGAAUGUGCUUUUAAUAACAUAGAUGGUUUUUAUGCUAGAUGAUUGAAGAAGACUAGUUUGGCUAAUUUGAGAUAGCUUUGGUAUUAGCAGACCUUUGUUAUAUGUAUUUCUUGUAUUUGUAUUCUGCUAUGUUUUUUAUGCUGAAGUGCAGGAGGAGUAUGUAGACUGACCGGGUUAUGUGGACAGUAUCAGAACUCCUGCAGUACGUGUGUGUGUGUGUGUGUGUGGGUGCACGCUCAUUUGUGUGCGUGUGUGUCCCUGCGAGUGUGUUGCUGCUGCUGUGUGUGCAUGUGGCGUGUCGGCCAAUAAGCGCAUGCAUAGAAAUGUCGCAUGAGUCCAGGAAUCCGGGAUCCUCUAGCAUGGAAUGACUGUCGCACCAAGUUAACUAACUCUUCCAUCUUAACUAUCUUCCUUUGUGAUGUUGCUUUUGUGUCAGUUGUUGGACAACUUGUAAGUAGAUGUAAUGUUUAGAUUUCACCUGCUGCUGAGCGACUACUGAGUGUUACACCUGAACAAUGGUAUGAAAUUCAAUAUUAAGACUUCAGAUUAGAAAUGAGGCACAAGUAUUUUAUGACCUCUUCUCCGUACCUCAGAAAUGUUGUAUUUACACACAGAAUUGCUCAGUAUGGGCUCUGUAGUUUUGUGCCAACCCUCAGUGGAAUAUUUAGGUUUACAGGUGCUUCGAUUUGGUCUCAAAAUUUCUAAUAUUAGCAAAUUUCUACACUAUACAUUUUUUAUGUUUGUUGCAUUGAUAUUAAUAAACCUCACGUCUGGUGUAUGUGGCAUGGAAAACAAAAGUGCAUGGAAAACAAAAGCAAAUGAAUAUUGUAGGUGGAUUAUGAAUGAGUUAAAUAGAGCAGAAAUAGAGGAGGUCCUCUGUGAUUCAGACAGUCAUCUUCCAUCCUCAAGCAGGUAAACAAAGUGUCUCACAUUGAGAGUUUUGAGGAAUGUAAUGUUUGAUUGUAAUUUCUGCAUGUAAGGUGGCAUUUCAACAUUCCCUUGUAGUAUCUUAUUUAAAGCAUUCCACCAUGCCAUUUAAUAAUGUAGAUUCUACUAGGAAUGAUAAAUCUAUUUAUUAUUGUUAUGUUAUGGAUUCCAGGACAGUGUUUAAGUUUAUAGGUUUAUCCACUCUUUGUUUUUCUUUUCAAAAAUGUUCUCCCUCUGUCCAUUGUGAAAGGUAACAUGAAUAAAUAAAUGUAUGAGACGA
Molecule: messenger RNA, 5956 nt
Organism: Misgurnus anguillicaudatus (oriental weatherfish)
Lineage: Eukaryota; Metazoa; Chordata; Actinopteri; Cypriniformes; Cobitidae
Source: RefSeq, a predicted model, not a curated record